Molecule: messenger RNA, 786 nt
Organism: Fraxinus pennsylvanica
Lineage: Eukaryota; Viridiplantae; Streptophyta; Magnoliopsida; Lamiales; Oleaceae
Source: the annotation of a GenBank genome assembly
AUGAAUAGGGCUACAAGAGCAUCAGCGAUAAUCAAUUCUCAGCACAAUCCUUUUCAGCUUAAAACGUCUCUCUUCCAUUCCACACCCGCCGUGGAGCGCAGAAGACGCACCCAUUGGGAUUCCGGAGGAGGAGGUGCUUUCAGGGAUCCACCAAGAGGGUUUAACCAGUAUUCAAAAAGGUUCAGGAAACAAACCUUGUUGCGCAAUGUCAGUGAAUUUGCAGAGCACCUAUUUCAGAGUUGGCAGUCUGACAGUGACGAGGAUGAUCAAUCUUCAAGUCCAGGACAUUCAUGGUUCAGACCUCAUUUCAGGGAUGACAGAUUCAAGAGAGGCAAGUAUAGAAAUAGAGGACCACAAGCCUGGAGAAGACAUUUUGAGUUUGUCGAAGAUGAGGAUAAUGAAUUUGAGACCUUUUUUCGUUCUACGUUUGGUGGAAACCAAUACUUCUAUUGGUCUCAAGAACCAGGAUACAGGAACUCAUCUGGUUACUCUAGUUACUAUAAGUCUUCUAGCGAUUGGAGACAUCGGUUUCAUGAGGAAUACGAUUCCGAUUCCUACACAGAGUCUGAGAGAUCAGAGGCAAAUAUGACUUCUGAUAGGCUGGCCCUCGGGUUGAAUGCAUCAGGUCCUUUAAACCUGGAUGAUGUUAAAAAUGCAUAUCGAGCAUGUGCAUUAAAAUGGCAUCCAGAUCGCCACCAGGGUUCUUCCAAGGUUUUUGCAGAAGAAAAAUUCAAGAUCUGCAGUGCAGCAUAUCAAUCUUUAUGCGAUAAGCUCGCUCUAAAUUAG